GCCACCAGGAGAACUUCCAGAAGCACAAGUGCGGCCUUUGCGACAAGUCGUUCAGCCGACCGAGCCAUCUGCGCUUGCACAUGGUGCGGCACACCGGACAGAAGGUGAGGUGUGCGCUGUGCCAGAAUGGAUACCGACUUCAAAAUGCACUAAACAGUAAACUACAAUGAAACUGGACAAAGUUUGUCGUAUGUGUUCUUCGGAAAAGACCCGGGUCCGGCCAAUCUUCAGGGCGUACAAACGGGAGCGAUUGCUGGACAUCAUCAGGGAAGUCGUCCGGAUUGACGUGACCGAAGGAGAUGGGCUUCCGUGCAACAUUUGUAAACCUUGUGCCACCACCCUGAUACGAAUCCAGUCUAAUCUGGAAGAGUUCCGGGAAAACGAUCGGCAGCUUAGGAGUAAAAUUUUGAGAGCGGUUGACCCGCUGCUUGAAGAAGAUGAUUUGGAUAAUGUCCCAGCUGAAUGCGUGGCACAAUCCUCAGGAAAACUGGAUGAGAUUCUAAAGUCCAAAGAAUCCAACGAAACCAAAGCAGAAUUUUACCAGACUGAACCACUUGAGUAUAAACAUGAAGAAGUGUCUAUUCCACACGAUAUAGUAAGGAUUAAUGAACCUGAUUGUAACAUAGAACCGAUGAAACAGUUAAGUAACGAAGGCAACGAAUCAGAAGCAAUAAAAAUAGAACAAAUUCGUAUAGAGUUGGUAGCAAUAACAGAUAAUGAGGCUCGACAAGAUAAGCCGGAUCAGAUUAACGAUGAUAACUUUGUUGAUAGCAUUCAAGCGGAAGCAAGUGCUAUUUCCGGGGAAGAUGACUAUCCUGGUUCUGAUUAUGAACCAAGUGAGACCAAACCAAAAGUUGUUCGGAAAUCUAUCCGUGUUAGCCGAAAGGAACGAGUGACUAAAAUUUCCGUUUUAUCUUCUGGAAAGAGGAAUCCGUCACGUGCACCCAAGUUCGAAGACGACGAUCCCGAUCGUCCGAAGUUGAACGACCACAAAUGUUACAUCUGUCGUAGCCAGUCUCUGGGGUCUGCGAAAGCCUUAUUGGAGCAUUUGACGACACACCUGGAUCGUACGCCGUAUCAUUGUUCGGCUUGUACGAUGGAAACCGUAGUUAUAAAAAGUGUUCGCUCCCUAAACUAUCACCUGAAAAUGCAUGCCCAACCAAUGAAGUGCCAGUACUGCGAUCGACGGUAUUGUGACGAUCGCGCUAGAGAUUAUCACGUCAAAAGCUUCCAUUUGGGGGAAAGUGCUCCUUGUCCGUCCAAAUGUAGCGAAUGUGGAAAAGUAUGCAAAUCGAUAUCGGCUCUUAAGAGCCACAUGCGCGAUCACCGACAAAAUCUACCGUGCGAACACUGUGACAGGAUCUUCCAUCGUAAGGGCAAACUGAAAGAUCACAUAGCGAGGGUUCAUCAGAAAUCCCAGCGCUUCGAGUGUAAUAUAUGCGAUCGAGUGGUGCAUUCGCUGGAUAGCUACAACUCUCAUUUGAAAAUGCACAUGAGCGAGAAAACCUACGAAUGCAAUCUCUGCCCUAUGAAGUUCUACACAGCCGGUAAUCUAGGCCUGCAUAAGAGAAUUCACAACACCAAUGCAAACUACAAGCCACACAAAGACUGGAGUGGGCAUUACACCGUAACCCAAGAGCCAGGCCAAGAUAAAAUCUACACCUGCAAACUAUGUGGAAAAUCCUACACCAAAACGGUCAUGAAGAUCAACAACCACCUGAAGAACCACUUCAAAGACGUCAAGUGCGAUCGCUGCGACCUGAAGUUCGUCAACGAAUCCCAGCUGAAGGUUCAUUACGUGGUCCAUACCAAGAUCCGGGAGCACAAGUGCGACAUCUGUGGCAAAUACUUUCUGCAUAAAAACAAUCUAACGCAACAUAUGAAACUGCACCGGAACGAGCAGAACUACGCCUGCGAAUUCUGCGGAAAGCUGUUCACUUACAAGGAGGGCAUGAAGGCUCACAUCCGCAAUCAUCACCUAAGGGAGAGUCCAUACGAGUGCAAGCGCUGUCGGAGGAAGUUCGUCGACCACGCAUCGCUGGAACGGCAUAUCACUGCGGAACAUGAACCUCCGGUACAGCAGGUGGAUCUGGGUCCGCCACCCGUCAUGGGGACCGUGUCCGCACCACAAGUGCCAAGUCUCGAUGCGGCAAGUGCAAUAGUUUCUGGUGUUCAAUAAAGGGAAUUUGCGUUGAUUA
Messenger RNA from Aedes albopictus (Asian tiger mosquito), 2198 nucleotides. RefSeq names its product zinc finger protein 658. The transcript has 3 exons. Gene Ontology annotation, biological process: regulation of transcription by RNA polymerase II. Gene Ontology annotation, cellular component: chromosome; nucleus. The record is from RefSeq and is a predicted model, not a curated record. Gene Ontology annotation, molecular function: zinc ion binding; chromatin insulator sequence binding. Lineage: Eukaryota; Metazoa; Arthropoda; Insecta; Diptera; Culicidae. The coding region runs from base 167 to 2179 and encodes 670 amino acids.